CGGGAAUCGUGGGCUAGGUCAAACUUAUUCCGUAUUCUCGGCAAACUCGGCUAAUACUGUUCAUAUUCAGAGGGACGAUACAGCAAUUCUGUUCAAGACGGGUGAUGUCUUACAAUCGACAGAGCACCCCCUCCCAAUAUCCGUUUUCGAGCUAACGUUUGGUGACGAACGAGGUGGUAACUAUGUGGAACUAGUUAUCUCGCGGUGCAAAGUACAAAUGAGCGAGACUUUCAGAUUACGUCUAAACGACGUUUACUAUGAUAAGAGUGUCUGUUUAAGGGUAUUAUUGAUCUUGACCAGAAUUAUACCUACCGGUACGGCAUGUGGGGGCUUUUUGUGGUCUUGA
Molecule: messenger RNA, 346 nt
Organism: Paraglomus occultum
Lineage: Eukaryota; Fungi; Glomeromycota; Glomeromycetes; Paraglomerales; Paraglomeraceae
Source: the annotation of a GenBank genome assembly